CAGACCUCUACAUGCUUUGUAAGUAGGAAAACCUGCAAAAUCGGCAGUGUAUCAAAUACUUGUUCUCCCCACGGUAGUGUCCUCUCCUAUUCCGUCAAGUCAAUACAGAUGAAGGAUCAGGUUUGGGAAAAGGCCACUUUAGACUAAUGAGAUGCAGGAGGAAUUAAGUCAGACAUAAAGCUACGACUGGACCUGCCACCUGAUGUCAGCUAUAAAGCUAUGAUUGGACCUUCCACAAGAUGUCAGAUAUAAAGCUAUGAUGGCACCUGCCACCUUAUGUCAGCUAUAAAGCUAUGAUUGGACCUGCCACCAGAGGUCAGAUUUGCACUACACAAUGAAGCAUCAUCCUUCAGUCAAAAUCAAACAUGGAAAGUCGGAUAUAACUUGCUGUCAAACCUAACAGAUUAAACUGUUUGGUCAAUCAUUGUAUUUUGUUUGUUUUGGACACAGAAGUCUCAUUCAGCUGGUUAAAUGGACCGGUCAGCUUGUGUUGGGUCCAUCAUGAACCAUAUUUUAAAUAUCUAUGAGUAAUUGUUAACAUACAAUAAGCCAAUAUUUAUAGUUUCAAUUUUUUCUGUAUGCGCUGUGUGUCCACGUGCACAACUGUACAUUAAAAAAAAUGAUAAGUUACUAGUACAAAUGUAACUGUACACAUUCCUUUUAUUUAAUGUGCUACCUGUUUUUUUUUAUUAAAUUGUUUAGUCGGGAUAUCAACACCACAAAUGUUUUACAUUGAAGUAUUGUUUAGAUAUGUUUUACAGAUGGGUGAUUACAUGGUCCUACAUGCCUGUCACGUGAUCACUUCCUGGAUGGGGGUCAUGUGACGUUGUAGAUCCCCCAAUGGUUACUUCCAAUGGAUUGGAUGGGCAAUGUAGGCCUUUAAUGUUUUUUUGUCUAUUCAGUUUUUACGCUGCUCCGUUUGUCAUUUCCUCUCCCAGGUUCUGUCAGACCUAAUAUGUCCUUCAAUGGGAAUAAAACACUGGUUUAAGGCUCAUGAGCACUUUGUAAAAAAGUUGGAAACAACUAUGACGGCAGAGAAAGUAGUAACAUGUAUAAAAGGAGAAAAAACUUGCAUUUAAAGUAACAUCGGGACUAUUAAAUGAAUAUGAGUAUUAUGAUUACGGUGUUGGUGUGUGUAUGUACCUUUUAUUCAGGUAUUGCAGUGAAGAGUUGCUCGGGGCUGGCGGACCUGCCAGGUGGACACUGAGGAAAACAACCUAAUCCAGUAGCCUAAACCGGAUCUUCUUUUGUUACCCGCUGUUGAUAACUUGAGAGAUUGAAAAAUGUGUGGUAUUUCUGCAAGAAAAAAAUGCUUUUGCCCCAUUUUGAGUCCUCUUUCAGCUAAGCUCGGGGGAAGGGCGCAAGCGAACAGAGUGGUGUGUGGCUGCUUGCAACCACGUUCCAAAGACAACAAGGACGAGAAGGACUUCCAAACUGAACCUUUCUGGGGCAUAUUUUCGUUUACAAAACGGAAACCGAGCGAGAGUGUUUUUGAGAGGGCUUUCAAAAUGGCUGCCGAGGACAGUUUUAGUUACCUUGCCCCAGGACACAGCGAGAAGCACAGAAGGGCCCGAAACUGGACAGAUGCCGAGAUGAAAGGGCUCCUGUAUGUAUGGGAGCAGAACGUCGCAGAGCUGAAGAAAUGUAAAAGGAAUGCCAAGAUCUACGAGAAGAUGGCACAAAGGUUCUUCGAGCUCACGGGAGAACAGCGCCACCGAGAGGAGAUCAAGAUGAAAAUCACCAACAUGUCUUUCCAGUACAGGAAGAUGAAGUGCACAGCCAAUGGGAGCAGCGGAACACCCGACUGGCCUUACUACAAAGCCAUAGAGAAGAUCCUCACCAAGACGGCCGACAAUGGGACCAUGAACCCGUUUGAGCUCCAGUCUUCUGGCCCCUCCACUUCCACGGAGGCCUCAAUGUCCCACGCCGAGGGCCUCUCCAUGGGGUUCCUCCCAGAGUACACAGGCUCCUCGGACGAGACGGAGAUGAAGGAGGACCUGGACGAAUCGGACAGCUCUGGCCCUUCGCACUCGGCAGCUCCCUGUCCAGAUUCACACCCCUCGCCGGUCAAAAGGAAGAAGGUGGGCCAGCAUCUGUCGCUGAAGCGUCGGAAGCUGAAGGUGAUGGAGGCCAUGUUGCAGGAGCAGCAGAAAGUGAGCCGGGCAGUGGAGGAGACGUGCCGCGAGGUGCGCCGUGUCAUGCACCAGCAGAACUUCCUCCAGGUGCAGAGCUUGCAGCUCCAGGAGCGCAUGAUGAACCUCCUGGAGAAGAUGAUCCAGCCGCCUGCAGCCCCUGCUCCCACCUGGGCAGUUGGAGCGCAGCCUGGGGUCAAAGAGCCAGGCCAGGGAUGAAGGGUCAAGGGUGAGGGGUCAUGGAUGUGUGUGUGUUGGACUUCAAAAUAAAUGAUAUAGGCUAUCAAAGACAAAAUGCUGUACGGUGAUUAUCCACUAUAAGGCAAUGCAAGAAAGGCUGUAAAUAUGGACUCUGAACGAGAAUCAUCCUUGGCAUGGAUGAAUGACCACAUGGAAAACCUUGUUUGUUCAUCAGUACUGAAAACAAUCACCCACUGAGUCAUUUCUAGCAUGGCAAUCUAGUGAUUGCUUUGAGAGUUUAUGGAGUUAAAUGACAGAUUUUAGAGAUAUCUAGAAAAAUACUUUUUUUGCACAAAACCCAAUGCCAACAAGUUCUACAUCUUGAUGACAAAGGGCAUGUACAUUUGGUGUUGUAUCAAUGCUUUUCUAAUGUGUGUUCACAUGGUGUAUGUAUGCAUCUUUAAGCAGGCAUAAUUGUCGGACAUGUCUGAAGUGCAUGACUGAAAUAAAAACUGUCUUCGUAACAACCUCUCCCUUUUGUCCUGGAAAUUGCCACGAGGUUGCACUGUGCAUAGUCCGAUCGGCAUGUAAUAUGUUAUAAUAGUGUCUCUGUCAAUCUGACGGCGGUGUGUACACAUGCAUAUAAAGACCACGUGAUUUACUGCCCUCGCGACCGUUGCAGCCCUUUGACCAAAACGGAG
Messenger RNA from Esox lucius (northern pike), 3013 nucleotides. It is a transcript of the gene msantd1, whose product is annotated as Myb/SANT-like DNA-binding domain containing 1. Gene Ontology annotation, cellular component: nuclear body. NCBI's taxonomy places the organism in Eukaryota, Metazoa, Chordata, Actinopteri, Esociformes, Esocidae. Bases 1284 to 2351 code for a protein of 355 amino acids. The transcript is spliced from 4 exons. Gene Ontology annotation, biological process: positive regulation of DNA-templated transcription. The record is from RefSeq and is a predicted model, not a curated record.